This is a messenger RNA of Zygosaccharomyces rouxii, 336 nucleotides long. It is a transcript of the gene CYC7, whose product is annotated as cytochrome c isoform 2. The coding region runs from base 1 to 336 and encodes 111 amino acids. Gene Ontology annotation, molecular function: heme binding; electron transfer activity. The transcript has a single exon. Gene Ontology annotation, biological process: mitochondrial electron transport, ubiquinol to cytochrome c; mitochondrial electron transport, cytochrome c to oxygen. Gene Ontology annotation, cellular component: mitochondrial intermembrane space. NCBI's taxonomy places the organism in Eukaryota, Fungi, Ascomycota, Saccharomycetes, Saccharomycetales, Saccharomycetaceae. The record is from RefSeq and is a predicted model, not a curated record.
AUGCCAGCUCCAUACCAAAAGGGUUCUGCUAAGAAGGGUGCUACUCUUUUCAAGACCAGAUGUUUGCAAUGUCACACCGUUGAAAAUGGUGGUCCUCACAAGGUCGGUCCAAACUUGCACGGUGUCUUCGGUCGUCACUCCGGUCAAGCCCCAGGUUACUCUUACACCGAUGCUAACAUCAAGAAGGGUGUCGUUUGGGAAGAACAAUCUAUGUCUGACUACCUAGAAAAUCCAAAGAAGUACAUUCCAGGUACCAAGAUGGCCUUCGGUGGUUUGAAGAAGGAAAAGGACAGAAACGACUUGGUCACCUACUUGAAGUCUGCCACCAGCAAAUAA